Molecule: messenger RNA, 154 nt
Organism: Closterium sp. Naga37s-1
Lineage: Eukaryota; Viridiplantae; Streptophyta; Zygnematophyceae; Desmidiales; Closteriaceae
Source: the annotation of a GenBank genome assembly
AUGACGCAAGCAAAGGAGGUGGUGACGGCAGCACUGGAGGCGGGAUGGGGGACGGUGGUGGUGGACGGCGCGGCGGAAGAAGGGGAGAGCGGAGCGGGGAAGAAGGGGAAGCGCAAGGGCGGGAAGGACGGGGAGGAGAUGGUGGAGUGGGAGU